AUGGCCAUUGAUUUUGGACCAGUGGCUGUAGGACAAUUUCACCGGUCAUUUCGGCGAGAUAGUUUGUCUCCUUACUCCUACGUAUCAACUCCGUCCCAUGACCACAGUACUUUCCCUCUGAAAGGUUUAGAUCGGACCCCAGUUCCUCACAGGAUAUGGCAGAACUCCCUUGGAAUGCACCCUGGACAAGUGGAGACAUCUCCCACAUUUUCAGAUAAAGGGGUUCCAUUUCCUGUACUCCAGAGGUUUCCAGCUGAGGUUACCUAUACGCUGCAGCCCAGCACCACAUCUGUCCAUGUUCAACAAGGUCCUCAAACAAUGGUCAGCUCCUCCCAAAAAUACAGUAACUACACACCCUCAGCACAGUACUCGCAAGCCUACUAUCCAACAGCUGUGCUACAGUGCUGUUCUCCUACCCACAUGGAUGCUCUAAGUAGUUGUGUCACUCCCACUGCCUCUUCCUAUGCACACUGCAACUACUUCCAGAAUCCUUCAAUGCAAUCCUCCUAUCCAGUUGAAUUUUUGCCUUCCAAUUGGCCCUGCAGUACUACUGAUGAAAAUAAAAAGACAGAAGUAAACCUAGAGGCUGUCUUUCAGAUAGUAGAUGAGUUGCAUUCCUCCCCUAAAUUGGAGAUGGUAAAGGUGGAGCCUGUUGAGAAUCAGUGCCCAACAUCUCAAUCUAACAGAGGCCAACACAUUCUAGCUAAUUCUAACAACAGCAAUCCAUGUUCUGCAAGUCAGGCUAGCCAGCUGGAGCCACUUACUCCUGUAGGCUCAGAUAUUAUGUCUUUUGUGGUUGGAACAGAACAAGCAAUUGCCUGCUCUCUACCACAGUCACCUGAGUACAUCUAUACCAUCCACACAGCUCAGCCUGUUGAAAAUAGCACAAUACAGGAAUCUGCAGCCAUCCAGCAAGCUCAUGUCAAACUGAAGGAGCACCUAAAUCAUAAUCCAUCUCCAUCUUCAGUAGUAUUUGUGCAGGAAGGGCCACCAUUCAGCACACACCAGGUGGAUGCCAAUAUAAAAUGCCAGACCAGUUCACGUGAGAAUAUCUUGCCUUCAGAACAGAUGGGAUUCCUCAUUUCAGAAAUGGGGCCUGCUAGCAAGCCUAGCAAAGACACAGGUUUAGCCACUCCAGCCAGAUACAGAGAGCACAGAAGCAACUCACAACAAGGAAAGUCCCCUGAUCUUCAUCUGCUGGUGGACGUGGCCUGCAAGCAGGAGCACUUUCCAAAGGAGGAAGAAUUAAAAGAGUGAGGCAUGGAUGACAAAUGUGACAUUGUGCACUAGCUGUAGCUGGAGGCAGACUAGCCUUGCACGUGACAAACUGUUGGGAUUUUUUCAGUUCUGUUAAGGAAAAAAAGUAUUUUUUGUUUCGUUAAUUGAGAAUUUUGUUAAUUGAGAAUUGGGAAUUUGCUAUGUACUACAGCGGUUCAGUUCAGAUUAUCUGCCUUGACAAACUACCGAACAUCUAGCAGCCAUGUUUUUUGGCUGCCCAGAUCCCUUUUAAAUGAAAAGUUCUGACCUUCUGUUAUAGUUAAGGAGCAUCUAAAAACUGCUCCAUCUAUGGUACUAGAGAAUAAUCUGUGUGUGUGCUGAUUUGUCGUCUUGCCACUCAAACUGUAGUCAGCACAACUUUAGUGGGGAAUUCAGUCUCUCUGAUUCAAGUCACAGUGUGAUCCUUUUAGAGGAGAUCGUGUGAGAAACAAAGGCAUGUGAGGUCACCAACAUCACAGGUCUAAAUGCAUCAGGAAUUCCAGGGAAGAAACUCUGGAGAAGAGCUAAUUUUCUAAGUGAUUAACCAGGAAAUUCUCUUACUUCCUAACCUAGCAUUCUGUUUUAAGAGCAAGGCAUCCGGACUUGGACCAUCUAUCACACUUAACACUCCCUGAUUCUUUUAUAUUAAUGGAAGCAUUCUUCUAUUUUCGUAUCUUUCUUUCAUUUUAAUGAUAUAUUAUCAUAAAUGGUAAAAAGGUUUUAUUAAUAUAUCACUUACUUAAAUGUCUUUAAAGAAUUUAACUUGUUUUAUAUAAUUGUAUUUAUAAAUGCUGAUAGAUUGAAAGGUUUUAAAGUUUUAUAUUUUUAUUAUUGCAGGAUAGAAGGAUAAAGGAUGCAUGUGUAGUAUUUUUAUUUUGAAGGGAAAAUGUACAAUGUGUGAACAAAAACAUUAAGAGAUUUAAUACACUAUUUUCUUAUUUUAGAUUUUUACAUUCAAUAAGUAUAAAUUCUCAUCUAUAUAAGGUAUUGUGUGCAAAUGUGGGGAAAAACUGAUUAGUAGUCAUUUAGCAGAAGCUAUGCCUCUGAUUUUUAAAAAAUGGUUUCGAUCUAGUUUAAGCUUCUGAGAGAAUUUUGGAUAGUGGGAUAGAUGGUAACAUUUUUUUUCUUAUCCCUGUUAUAGGAUUCUAGAUUUGUGCAGUAGGAUUGUGGGACUUUGUUUUAGGAGAGAAGGAUGUCUUGGAUGUCCAGUUUCUGUGGUUGAUCCCUUACUUUCUUACCCAGUGACAGCAAGAAACUUUCUGAUUUAAAGUCUUUCGAUUGACCAGAACUUUCUUAUUGGAUUCUGCUUCAGUUCUCCUAUUAAGCACUGCAGAAACAAAAGGAAAGCCUAGGAAUAUGAAACUAAUUAAAAAGGCACUUGGUGAUAUGACAUAGUACUAUGCUAGCCACUGUGGAUGUGACAGUUCAUUUCUUAUACUGCACUGUGCCUUCCCAAUGAUGUCAAACCCUAGAAAUAUUACAGAGAUCUACUUUUCUGGAAAAGGGUGAGCUCUGUGUUGAUCUGCAGUGACUCUGUUUAGAUAUUAAAGUAGAUUCUGAAAAGCGACCUGUGUGGUCCAUCUGAUUAGACUAGAUAAUGUCUAUGUGAUGGGCAUUUAUUUAUCUUUAUUAGCAAGGUUUAAAAGAGCAAAUUAUCAAGACACCUGUAUCUUUUGGCCAGACUAUAUAAUAUUUUGUCAGAGUAUGUGAAGAGGAGACCCAAUUUCCAAAUGAAGGAACUUUGCUUUUUCUCUGUCAUGUUGAAGAGCUAAUAUACUGUGUAGAUGAUAUUUUCCCCUAAAUAUGGCUUUCUUAGCUUUAUAUAUGUUGAGAUAAUAUCUUUUGAGGAACACAUGUCAAGCAGGAACCUUGGCAUAGAUUUGGUUUCAGUUGUUUUAAGGCUUAAUUAAUGAAAUGCCUUAUUCAGCUUUCCAAACAUUUUUAUAUAUGAAUACAGCAGACCAAGGAGCUGGAUCUCCUGCUAUCCUUACAUGCCUUGUAUCUAUCAACUAAAGCUGUCAUUAAUGACUUGGGCAAAAUGGCAAGAGGUAUAAUAAAAUCUUCCUGUGAAUUAGCCAUUAGGGUCUGACACAACUAGUCAACUAACAAGGUUCCUGACUAGUACCUCAGUAUUUCAGUACCUUAAGCACUGAUAAAUUUCACUCAGUCAACAAUAAAGUGAGUGUUCCAACUAGA
Mandrillus leucophaeus (drill) is the source of this 3453-nucleotide messenger RNA. It is a transcript of the gene HSF5, whose product is annotated as heat shock transcription factor family member 5. Bases 1 to 1257 code for a protein of 418 amino acids. NCBI's taxonomy places the organism in Eukaryota, Metazoa, Chordata, Mammalia, Primates, Cercopithecidae. The transcript has 6 exons. The record is from RefSeq and is a predicted model, not a curated record.